AUGAUGCUGUUGGAUUGGGUUGGUGAACAUGUCUCGGUGAGUAAUGUUUUGGAUUAGAAACUACUCUCUGAUUAUUAAACAGCGGUUCUAGAAUGACAGCGGAAUAAUUUCAGGUGCCAUUUCUGUUAUCCACGUUGUUAAUCAUAUACGUUUUUCAUGAGCUUUACUGGAAGCGUCGGAAAUUACCACCAGGCCCGGUUCCAUGGCUGGUUGCAGGCAAUAUGUUGGAGGUUUGUUAAUUUUUUUAUUUUUAGCAUAAUCAAAGUGCAAAUAAAGCCGUCUACAAAGUGGGCCAAAAAGCUGACGUUACGACUUUUCGGAUCAGCGACAGUUUGGGCCGACGGUACUUUGGUUAACCUCAAAUUUUUGUUUAAUGAAUUAUAGUGGCUAGAAGAAAUGAUAAGAUUCUAGGCUAGUUAAAAGAAAUGACAAGAUUCAUCAGGUGAACGAAUAGUUUAUCACAUAUUUUGAGGUAUUUUACAUGUACUAAUGCACUAAUAUUCAGAUAAAACUUACGGAUCUUCGUUUUUUUUGCAUGUUUUUGUUGUUUCUAUUUAGAACAAAUCAGGGUCAAAACAAAUAAGGUUAGCAAUAGCUAUGUAAAAUUAGAAGAAAUAGUCAUAUUGAAGGUCUUCGCCAAGUCUCCGCCGAGCCUUCGCGGACCGUCAGCCAAGCAUUCAGCGGCUUUUCCAGGCCCUGUAGGCACCUCCUACGGUCUUUUUUUGGGUCAUCACCAGUCACACGCUUCGUAUCGAUCGAUUUUAUAUUAACCUGAACUGUCCGUCGACCCGAAAAAUCGAGAUGCCAAGAACUCUUGACGUGUUUUUGUGCGGUCUACGUACAGUGACGGACAUGAUCCAGUGGCAAAAAACGUACCAUUUUGCAGCCGGGAAGCAUCAAAAAUGUGGCAAAAUGCUUCCCUCUCCAAGUGAAAAAACUUCGUUUUGAAGGGCGCGCCCUUUCCCUCACAAGAAAAGAGAGAGAGAGGGAAGCAUUUUGCCACAUUUUUGAUACUUCCCGGAUGCAAAAUGGUACGUGUUUUGCCACUGGAACAGGACCCCCGCUGUAGCCAAGUGGCUAUGGUGUUUCCUUCGUCAAAAAUUUUAAAAUACGGUCGGCUUUCUCUCAACUUCUCUUCCCCAACAUAAAAAUCUUUUUUCAGGUCCUCCUCAAUCCGGAUAUUGAUAAAUUAUUUUUGAAAUGGAAGCAAAAGUUUGGCGGUAUCUUUACAUUUUGGAUUGGUCCCAUUCCCAUGGUUAUGGUGGCUGAUGUGCCAUUGCUCAAAAAGUACUUUAUAAAGCAUGGCGACAUGUUCAGCGGACGCUGGAGGAAUUUCAUCACAGACCACAUGCUUGGUAAGAGUUGGGUUUGUAAAAUACGAGCUAUACAAAGGACUAAAAAGGCUAUAAAAAAUAACUAUAAGGACCAUAAGAACUCCAAAAAAAACUUUUCCAGACGGGUUCAACGGCGUGGUCCAGACGGACGGUGAGAAGUGGCGAGAGCAGCGGAGAUUUUCUCUCCACGUUUUGCGCGACUUCGGCGUUGGUCGCUCCUUUAUGGAGAAUAAAGUGAUGCGAGAAAUUGACCGCUUUUUGGACAAUUUGGAUUUGGCUAUCGAGAAGAAUGACGGGAUCAUCGAGCCGGACAAAUUGUUGGGUGUUUGUGUUGGAAAUAUCAUCAAUGAUAUUUUGUUCAGCAGGACGUUUGAGCAGGUAGGUUAAUGCAAAAAAAUCAAUAUUUUGGCGCACUAGGUUAUGCCGAAAAAAUUUAUCGGAAAAGUCUAUUUUUUAGAAUGAGGAAGAGACUUGACUCAUUUGAGUCAACUGUUUCUCUCAGUGGGAAUUGGCUUCAGAUUUUGAAGAAACUUGGCCUAAAUCAAGAAUAGAAUUUUUGACGGCAUUUACAUGAUUUUUAGUUCGCGUUUUGCAGAAACUACCAAGAUUUUUUGACCGAAAGUUUUGAAAAAUGACACUUUUCCUUAAUUUUUGGGCCUAAACAUUUUACUGUCUUCACUGAUUUUUGAAAAUCGCAUUUGAUUUUUUGAAAAUCGCAUUUUUUAAACCUCUAAACAUUAGAGGUUUAAAAAACCUCUAAUGUGUCUUCGAAAACCCCAUUCAAUAUUUAUGUCAAGUUUCACCAAGAUCUGACGACAUUUUCCGGCCAGUGCAACACUUGACUCAAUUGAGUCAAGUCUCUUCCUCCUUCGCUAAAGUACCUGUAACCUAUGCUUCUUCAACUCCAACAAUAAUCAUCUCUUUUUUAACCUUUUUUUCAGCCAACUAAAUGCAUAAAACUUUGUUUUCAGACCGACAAAGACUUCCUCGAGAUGCAGCACGUCUUGGAUCAACAAUCCCAACUUGUGACCAAGCCCAUCAACGGGCUUUACCUCACACUGCCAUUCACGGUCAAAAUCCCGGUGCUGAAUAGCUCGUGGAAGAAACUAACGGCCGUUCGCGAUACUUUUUGGCAUUUUUUGGACGCCCAAAUUAAUGAGCAUCGAGUCGCGUUUGACCAGCAUUUAGCCGAACAAAAUGAGAAAAAAAGUUGUCACCCUGUAACAAGGAGUAAUACCGGCUCUGCCAAAGACAUUUCCACUGCUCCCCUGCGGGCAUAUCGCAUAUCGGAGAGCGAAAAUUCCGAGGAAGACUUUGAAUUCAUCCAAAACGAUGAAAAUCGCGAAAAUCGUCAAAAAUCCUAUGCUACGGAAACCGAUAGUGCUCAAGAAAUCGAUUAUCUGGACUCGGACUUCACCUACGUCUAUAUGAAAGAGAUGCAUCAACGCAAAUUGUCGGGUGAAAUGGGAUUUUUCAGCGACGUUCAACUGAAAAUGCUGCUGUUGGAUUUAUUUUUCGCUGGCAGUGAGACUACUGUAACCACCGCCAAAUGGGGUCUUGUCUUGUUGAUUAAUCAUCCGGAGAUUCAGAAAAAAGUCCAUGAGGAGUUGGACUGUGUGCCGAAUCGAGUGGGAAUGGAGCAUCGGAAUCGGUUGAGCUAUUUGCAGGCAACGAUUAAUGUAAGUCAAAAAAAUAUUUUAAAAGUUGACUAACGGAUAUAAAAUAAGGCCAGCCAAUUUAUGCAAACCUAUGUAAAUGGUGUCGAGACUUGUUUGGCGGAAUUUGGUUUCCGAGGUGAACACUUGACUCAAUUGGGUCAAGUCUCUCCCUAACCGGAAAGUACCUCAAGUGCGACGCUCAGAUUUUGAUGAAACUUAGCACAAUUUUAGAAUAAUUUUUUCUAAAAUAUAUGCGAAAAUUCUAGAUCGCGCUUUGCAGAAACAACCGAGAUUUUUUAUCAAAAGUCGGCGAAAAUUUGACAAUUUUUGCCGAACUUCGGCACGAAAUGUUUCAUACCUAUUUCUGCAGUAAAGGGGUUAUGUUUCCACAAAAAAUCAAUUUUUUCAGCGCGAAACUAGCGAAUUUAUGGCCAAAAAAGUGUUGUUCUCUCUGACCACUCUCCGCGGUUAACAUGCUCUCUCGGCGGCAAAAUCGCUCAAUAUCCUGAAAGUUUUAGCUCGCGCUUUGCAGGCGCCGCCGAGAUAUUGAGCGAUUUUGGCCAGCGAGAGAGUACACUAAACGUGGAGAGCGGUCAGAGAGAAAAACACUUUUUGGCCAUAAUUUCGCUAGUUUCGCGCUGAAAAAAUUGAUUUUUUGUGGAAACAUUACCCUUUACUGUAGAAAUAGGUAUGAAACAUUUCGUGCCGAAUUUCGGCAAAAAUUGUCAAAUUUUGGCCGACUUUCGAUCCAAAAAUCUCGGUUGUUCCUACAAAGCGCGAGCUAGGAGUCUCGUAUAUACUUUAGAAAAAAUAUUCUAAAUUUGUGGCAAGUUUCAUCAAAAUCUGAGCGUCGCACUUGGGGUGCUUCCCCGGUCAAUUGGGUCAAGUGUUUCCCUAACUGAGAAUUGACCAGAUUAUGACGAAGCUUGGCCAAAAUUUAGGCUAGAAGCCUCUGCUAAAUUUGAUAACAUUGAUACAUAAAAAUCUUUUCCUAUUUUCUCAAAAAAAAAAAAAACAAAAAAUCUUUUCAGGAGAUCCAACGUCUCGCCAAUAUCCUCCCAAUAAACCUGCUUCGGACCGUUACCCAAGACAUCGAAAUCGACGGGUAUCGUUUCAAAAAAGGCUCCAUGGUCCUCCCGCAGGUCUCGAUUCUCCUCAACGACCCCGACCAUUUCCCGGAGCCCGAGGAGUUUCGGCCGGACCGUUUCUUGGACGAGAACCAAAAUCUGCGCCGUUUCGAGGCCUUUAUGCCGUUUUCGAUUGGGAAGCGCCAAUGUUUGGGGGAGAGUUUGGCUCGGAUGGAAUUAUUUUUGAUUUUCGCAAAUUUGCUGCGCAAUUUUUCGUUCGAAAGUUGCGAUGGGGAAAUUUCGAACAGGCGGGUUUUGGGAUUGACGGUUUCUCCGCCCAAAUUUCGAUGUAAAGUUAGGCGGAGGGAGUAUUGA
This is a messenger RNA of Bursaphelenchus xylophilus (pine wood nematode), 4434 nucleotides long. NCBI's taxonomy places the organism in Eukaryota, Metazoa, Nematoda, Chromadorea, Rhabditida, Aphelenchoididae. The record is from the annotation of a GenBank genome assembly.